AUGGCAGAAGCAUGCCACCACCAGCCCGUUGCAAUAGAGCUCUCCAAAGCAGAGCGCUUCAAAGCUACGCACCUCGCCGCGCGCCAUGGCAACUACCACCAAUAUUACUCUAAGUUCCGGGCACCCACCGUUCCGGACGUGCGCCUUUCAAUUCUCCCAUCAGAUAUCCUCCGCAACGCGCGAGUCAUAGAUCUAGGCUGCAACGCGGGCAAAUUGACCCAUAAGGCGAUAGCACACUACGGCGCGGCCUCCUCAGUGGGCGUUGAUAUCGACCCGUGGCUGGUUGAGCAGGCGAAGGCGGCGUAUCCGAACGGGCCAUACACAUUUAAGCACUUUAACUUUGUGGAUGCGUCCGCGUACACGGUACCGCGCUGGGCAAGUUCGACGUUGUCCUACUACUCUCUAUGA
Messenger RNA from Penicillium egyptiacum, 408 nucleotides. The record is from the annotation of a GenBank genome assembly. Lineage: Eukaryota; Fungi; Ascomycota; Eurotiomycetes; Eurotiales; Aspergillaceae.